GGCCAGAUGAAUGGCGAUUGGCUCUGUGGCUUAGAAAUUUUCUACAAGACCUGGUUUCCAGAUGCUGCAAAACAAGGCCUUGCAGUUCCAGGGUUUUGGUUUGGCGCGCGGAAAGCCAGCUAUAAACCUUUCUUCGAGAAGCUCGAAGCGGACUGUUUGCAAGCCGCAAGGUCUUUGGCUUCCAGCAGUUUGGGGCUGGGAGUCGCCACUUGGAACGUGGAACCACGUGCAACAGCGCCGUUGCGAAUGAGGGCAGCCAUUUUCUUGGAUCAGACCUGUCGAAAUCACCUGUCCAUGCAGCGGGGGCAGGCUCUUGUGGAGGCCAACCAGUUCAAGGUUCUUUGCGAUUCGGUUGCUUUGCGCUUGGCGAUGUCGGUGCUAGUGGAUCUUGACUUUGGAAAGAAAGGCAAGAAAGUAAGCAACUGCAGUUUGUUGAACUUGGCUUCCGUGCCAGAGCUCUGUUUCUUAUCUCUGGUGCUUCGACAUGCUCGUGAACCGUUCUCUUUGAAGCUGUCUGAAGCCAUGCUACUGGUGAUUUUGCAGGAGCUGUCCAGAGGCCCAUCCGGCCCAUCCGAGGCUUCAACUGGCGUGCAGGGUCACAAGGAUUUGUGCUCUCGAUUCUUGGAAGAGACUCAAGAUGCAAUUCAGUCCAUUGUUGUAGAAGCAUAUUUGGAAAAAGCGCUAUCCAGUGACAGGCCAGUACAGUUGUCUGGCAAACCUGAUUGUUCGCCCCGGGUGUCUGUAUUGGACGCAAGAUGCCAAAGAUAUGCAUCGGCUGUCCACCAGGCAGACAGUGAAGUUUCCUUUUUGAGUCCCUUGACAGCGGACGUUUCAAGAUUUCAGGGACAUUUUCUGGUGGAUGAGCUUCGGAAUCAAUUGAAGCAUUUAGGCUACCUUCAUCAAGAUGUUGGAAUAGUUCUGAGCCUAUCAGGUGGCGUUGACAGCAUGGUCACCUGUUGCCUUUUGUGGCUUUUGGAACAGACUUUACCCUCGCACCAGCGUUUUCGCUGGUGUGCCAUGCAUUUGUGCCACCCCAACCGUGACGAUGCACGAGACGAAGAAGGUUGGGUGCAAUGGUCCUGCAGCCAAUUGGGGGUGGAUCUGUUUUCUUAUCGGCCACAGAUUCGAAGGCCGCACGGCAGCAUCCGCACGGGGAUCUCGCGGGAGAGGUAUGAGGAGAAGUCCAAGCAGAUCCGUUUUCGGAUGUAUGAACUUUGUCUCCAACGGCUGGGUGUUUCGAAGGGGGCUGCUUUGGUGGCCCACCAUGAAGAUGAUGCAGAUGAGAACCGUUUAGCAGAGUUGGGAAAAGGCAAUAUUGUUCAUAUCAAUGGAAUGUUGGCUACUGGAAUUACCUUAAAUGUGACAGUUCUCCGACCUCUCUUGAAGGUGAGGAAGGGCGAGCUGAUCGCAUUUGCAGAUUUGGCUCACGUUUGUUACAUGCAGGACUCCACCCCCAAAUGGAGUCGCCGGGGCUGGAUUCGCCAUGUCUUGGACGAGAUGAAGCUGAAAGAGGUGCAGCGCUUUGAGCAGCUACUCAGAGUGCUGUCCAGUGCUGGAAAUGCUUCGGAAGAGUUGGGAGAAACCAUUGAUUCUUCUUUGAAUUCUUGGAAAACCAGUGACAUUUUUGCGGAUGUUGUUGCAGUGCCCUCGUUGGAUCUUUCUGGUGAGAAGCAGAAGUCUGGAGAGAAAGCCAAAGAGCAAGCCACCGCGACUCCUGUCCAUUAUCCUGCCAGCCAAGUGUCAAUCGUCGUUUUGAAAAUGCCCGCUCUCUUCAAAUUAUCCGAGGACUUUCAAUCCAAAGUUCAAAGUCUCAUGGAUGACUUCCGUCAAAUCGCUUCCAUUUGGAACGAUGCGAUCUCCCAACAGACAGGAGUUGAACGAGUCGAACGAGCCGAAGGAGUCGAAGUUGAUGCAGAUGGAGAUGAUGAUCAUCCUGGUGGAUGCCCAUUACAAGCGAUCAAAGUUGCCUCUGGACCCUUCGAAAUGGGUCCCUUCGUCUUGGGUCGUGCCACCUGUGUAGCCAUGAAUGGUUUGAGCGAAAUGGAACGACUUCUGAAGGGACAACUGCCGGCGUGGAAGUCGUUGAAACACCUCUGGGAUUGCGUGGUGCGAGCGCGAAGAGAACAUCACUGGGGAACAAUGCAUAAAAGUUGUCCUUUCCUGUAUGUGAGGGAUGCCAACAGCCUGGUCCUGUGCGAUGCGGAGGAAUUGGCCAAGGAGUUUGCUGAUGUCCGCUGGCAGCGGCUCUUUGUGAAUGCCACCAUGGAGUUUCUCCAAACGCACGGGAAAUCAGAGAAAAUGGGCGCUUCAGCUGAUGCGGGAGCCUUUUAUGUUCAAAUCAUUUUCCAACUCAUCAUGCCAAGGUGCCAGAAAACUUUCUGGCCUGGUAGUAGCUUGAUUAGGAUGAAUGCUCAUGGAUUGGUAGAAGGAGCUUCAGUUUUGGGCCGAAAAUUGUAG
Molecule: messenger RNA, 2457 nt
Organism: Cladocopium goreaui
Lineage: Eukaryota; Dinophyceae; Suessiales; Symbiodiniaceae
Source: the annotation of a GenBank genome assembly